Talaromyces atroroseus is the source of this 660-nucleotide messenger RNA. RefSeq lists its product as hypothetical. The record is from RefSeq and is a predicted model, not a curated record. The transcript has a single exon. Lineage: Eukaryota; Fungi; Ascomycota; Eurotiomycetes; Eurotiales; Trichocomaceae. Bases 1 to 660 code for a protein of 219 amino acids.
AUGCAAAAGAAGCUGUUGCCCCAACAAGACUACACGAUACAACUGUCGAUCCUCGAGAGAAAUAACACCGAGCGUCUUUUCAUGGCCUGGCAAGAGCAGCAGAGACAUGGUACAUUCCCAAACCUAUCAGAUCAGACAGAGCAAGACGAACCGAACAUUUGGCGGACAGAGACAAUGAAGUGGACCUUACAAGAUUACCAAAUGAAAAAGAUGUGGGUUGAUCAAAAGAACUACGAAAUAGAAAUGAUGCUCCUGGAGCAAAAGAACAGGAAGCGAUUAUUGACGGCCUGGGAAGAGCAUACCAAGGAUACCCUAGGAGGUCAGACAGAGAAAACCCAGAAUCCGACGCCGACAUUGAACUCGAGCAUACAGAACAACAAAUGCGAUAGUACUUCGCAGGAUCAGGAUCAGUUGCAAAUGAGACUUAUGCUACUUGAGUAUGAAAAUAAGAAGCGUUUGAUGAUGACACGAGGAGAAUCUCGGGCACCUGAUGCAUCUUCAAACCUAGCAAGCCAGGCUGAGCAAAAGACGCAAAACUUGAACCUGGGAACAACCACGAACCGGACUAUAUAUGAUUAUCAGAUGCAAGUCUUGCUGCUUGAGCAACAAAAGAAUAAACGCAUGGCAGAUUUCCGGCAGCAGCAGGCGAAUGUGGAAUAG